Molecule: messenger RNA, 1605 nt
Organism: Eufriesea mexicana
Lineage: Eukaryota; Metazoa; Arthropoda; Insecta; Hymenoptera; Apidae
Product: kelch domain-containing protein 4
Exons: 8
Coding region: 1-1572 (523 amino acids)
Molecular function (GO): protein binding
Source: RefSeq, a predicted model, not a curated record
AUGGGUAAAAAAGAUAAAAACAAGAAGAAAAUAAGUGGCAGUGUAAAAACUGCACUUAAAACUGAGAAAAAAUUGAAUGUUAAACAAAAAAAAGAAUUAGCUAAAAUUGGAGAGGAUGAUAUAGAACAAGUUAUUGCUCAAAUUGAAAAAGAAGAAUCUAGAAGACAACAUGUUAUUGAAAAAACAGUAUCACCACCAUCUAGACGUAUGAAUUUUACUCUAACAGCACAUCCUUUUAAAGAUGAACUUAUUAUGUUUGGUGGACAAUUUUAUGAUGGACGGACGACAUUUGUUUAUGGAGACAUGUUUAUGUAUAAUUUAAAUAAAAAUGAAUGGAUGAUUAUAAAAGCACCUGGUGCUCCACCUCCACGUUGUGGUCAUCAAGCAUUAAUCACAACAGCAAAUAAAGGAGAACUAUGGAUAUUUGGUGGUGAAUUUACAAGUCCAUCAGAAUCACAAUUUUAUCACUAUAAAGAUUUAUGGGUUUAUCGAUUUGCAGAAAAAAAAUGGGAAAAGAUUUUGGCACCUGGUGGGCCAUCAGCCAGAAGUGGUCACAGAAUGGCACAUAUAAAAAAACAAUUAAUAAUUUUUGGUGGAUUUCAUGAUAAUUUAAGAGAUUAUAAAUAUUAUAAUGAUGUACACAUAUUUAAUCUUGAAACAUAUGUAUGGCAUAAAAUUGAAGUAUCUGGUACUCCACCACUUCCAAGAUCUGGGUGUAUAUUGUUGUCAACACCUGAAAAUAAACUUCUUCUCUAUGGUGGCUAUAAUAAAGAAAGAGUAAAAAAAGGUGUUGAUAAAGGAUGUAUACAUAGUGACAUGUUUCUAAUGGCUCCUGAGAAAAAUGAUCACACUAGCUUGAAAUGGAAAUGGAUAUUUAUAAAACAGUCUGGAAUUAAAGUAUCACCACGAUGCAGUAUAUCAGCUACUUUGGUUCAACCUAACUUGGCUUAUUUAUUUGGUGGAGUUUUUGAUGAAGAAGUUAAUGAAGAGGAAUUCAAUGGAAUAUUUUAUAAUGACUUAAUAGCUUUAGAUUUAGAAAAAUUCCAAUGGCACAUAGUGACAUUAAACGGAACAAAAGAUAUAAUCACACGGCGUCGAAGGAGAAAACCGAAAAAUGAAGAGGGACAGAAAAAUGAUAUAAAAGACGAAGAUAGCAGUGAUACGGAAAUAGAAGAAUCUCCUUCUAACACUAUUGAAUCUAAAGUUACUGAUGAUGAUGGAAUAUUCACAGUUACAAUAGGUUCAACAUCAACAUCUGCUAUUGAUAAAAAAGAAAACGUAUAUAAAAAUGUGUUUGUUCCAUGUCCAAGAAUAAGCUCUGGACUUGUUGUAAAGCAUAAUACUUUAUAUUUAUACGGCGGUAUGUUUGAGGAUGGAGAUCGACAAUAUGUACUCAGCGAUUUUUAUAGUUUAGAUUGUCGUAAAUUAGAUGAAUGGAGAAUAAUAUUAAAAGAUGAUACGUCUUCACACAUUUGGUUCGAUUCUAGUGAUUCUAAUUCAGACAGUGAACAUACAGAUGACAGCCAUGAAAAUGAUUCUGUAGAUGAACAGAUGGAUAUUGAUGAAAACUAACGAUUCUAAUGUAUUGUAAAAUAAAAUUAUUUA